Messenger RNA from Zeugodacus cucurbitae (melon fly), 1379 nucleotides. RefSeq lists its product as uncharacterized. The coding region runs from base 113 to 676 and encodes 187 amino acids. The transcript is spliced from 3 exons. NCBI's taxonomy places the organism in Eukaryota, Metazoa, Arthropoda, Insecta, Diptera, Tephritidae. The record is from RefSeq and is a predicted model, not a curated record.
CGGUCGCAAAGAGCUUGAACACGAUUUUCAAAAAAUUUCCAAGUUUGAAACGCAAAUAAAUUUCGAAGUCGGUUGCUCCAGUUAUAAAUCGUAUAUACUGAUUGCCAUUCAAAUGGGUGGCAUAAGGAUUUUCACAUUGUUAUUAUGCGCAAUUUCAUAUUAUGUGGUCUGUAACUGUAAAUUCUCGGACAAAAUAGGUUAUCAGCCGAACGCUUAUCCGAACAAUUUUCGUCACUCUAGUGCCGCACUUCGUCGCCAAGAUCGUUCUGGCCACACCGUUGAUGAUUUUCGAGGCCCAUUGCGGGAGAAACGUUCACAGAAAUACGAAAACUUCAUCCAAUACCCCAGCAGAGAAGCCGAACUUGCACCUCAUCUUGGCUUUGACCUGCCUUUCAACGAUUACAAUCGCAUAGUGAGCGCGCUAAAAGAAAUGCUGCGUACACGUGACGAGAAACCUGUAAUGUUGCGGCCUCGGCCGGGCCGGCGCUCGGCGGCUGGUGAAGCACCGCUUUGGCAAUACUUCAUAGACGAAGCCGACAACCUGGGCCUCGGUACAGCCGAUACAGUGGGCAUCGUGGGCGAUGACGAUGACGCGCUAACGGACACAUCCCUGAAGAAAUCGGCGCCGUUCAAGCCGCGACUGGGGAAACGGGUCGGAGGCCUGAAAUGCGAGUGAAAUGUUUGCGGCGUUGCGAUGCUCAUGCGCUCCAAGGUGUUGGCGGAUGCGUGAUGAGUGGGCGGUGCGUUGCAGGGUGCGUUACAUAACACAUCGUGUGGAUAUGUGGAUGAUUUUUGUUUGCUUUGAAUGGUGCGCAUUGCGGUUGAGCGGUUGUGUGGUCCUAACGGUUUUGCUGGUUUGUCAAGGCUAGCAUUUUGCUGACCAACAAUAACAGCCACAUCCACACACACUCACCUACAUACACACAACAUAUUCGACAUAUUCGAAUUUUAAAUUACGGCUGAAAAUUGCAUCGAAAAUAUGAAAAAAAAAAAAAUAAAAAACAGUUAUGUAGAUGUCCAUAAUUUUAAAAGGUCAAACUUUUGCUGGCUUUUGGGGAAAUUUCUCAGUUUUGUGGUUAAUUAAAAACUUUCGCUUGAUCCCUAUUGUAAAUUAUUAACGAAGCGUCUAAAAACGCGUAUGUGCGCCAAAGAGAAUAUGAAAAUUUAAUGUAAAAACAAAUGUGUGAAAAGUAUACGAGUAGGUACAGCACUCCAAAUUAAAAACUAACGAAUUUACAACUACAAUUACAAACAUAUGCAAAAAUACAAAUAAAUAUUGUAAAAUGCCUAUGAUACGAUAUAUAACAUAUAUGUACAUGUUGAAGAGAAUUAAAUGAGCUUAAAAGUGUUGCUCCAUUUAUAUAUUAUUAAAUAAAACA